Messenger RNA from Mugil cephalus (flathead mullet), 4688 nucleotides. RefSeq names its product muscarinic acetylcholine receptor M4-like. Gene Ontology annotation, molecular function: G protein-coupled acetylcholine receptor activity; G protein-coupled serotonin receptor activity. The record is from RefSeq and is a predicted model, not a curated record. Lineage: Eukaryota; Metazoa; Chordata; Actinopteri; Mugiliformes; Mugilidae. Gene Ontology annotation, biological process: regulation of locomotion; adenylate cyclase-activating adrenergic receptor signaling pathway; G protein-coupled receptor signaling pathway, coupled to cyclic nucleotide second messenger. The transcript is spliced from 7 exons. Gene Ontology annotation, cellular component: dendrite; synapse; plasma membrane. Bases 348 to 1952 code for a protein of 534 amino acids.
CUCCGUGUUGCUCGCUCCGUCUGUUGGCUGUUUACGAAUUGUCGUCUGGUGCACGAGAAAGCAUGCGGCAGAAACUGAGCGGGCUUUUUAUUAUCGAUGUGUUGUCAUUAUCAUAGAUUCCUUUGACAAAACCGACUACCGACUACAGUAGUCUAUCUACCGACAGAGGAAAUAUUAACCCCGUUUUUUUUUCAUCUUAGAAAGAAAGAAAGAAAAAAAGAAAAGAAACCACAAACUGUGAAAAAUAGACCUUAAGAGACCAGAGAAAAUAAAAUAGCAGAAUCAAGUAUAGAAGCGAACAGUCGGUUGACAACUUGGAUUCGAAGCGGCUAUAGGUGCCAUGAAACAUGAGUAACCACGGCAACGGAGUUGGGGUGAUUCAGACCCUGUGGAACUUCAAUGGGUCACUGGUCAACCAGUCUGCUGACCUGUUCUCCAACACCUCAUGCAAUGUGUCCACAAACGAUUCCGCAUCCUGCCCUCUCUCUGACAAUGAAGUUGAUUCAGGAAGUCCAAAAAAAGCCCUGGAGAUGUUUUUCAUCGCCUUGGUUACAGGAUCUCUGAGCUUUGUGACUGUUACAGGAAAUAUUUUAGUCAUGCUGUCUAUCAAAGUAAAUAGACACCUGCAGACUGUGAAUAAUUAUUUUUUAUUUUCUUUAGCAUGUGCUGACCUGAUUAUUGGUGUUUUCAGCAUGAAUUUGUACACAGUCUACAUAAUUGUUGGUUACUGGCCACUUGGGCCGGUGGUCUGUGACUUGUGGCUAGCUUUAGAUUAUGUUGUCUCCAAUGCCUCUGUGAUGAAUUUAUUGAUCAUCAGCUUUGAUCGCUACUUCUGUGUGACAAAACCCCUCACAUAUCCGAUCAGAAGGACAACUAAGAUGGCAGGAUUAAUGAUUGCAGCAGCAUGGAUCCUGUCAUUCAUCUUGUGGGCUCCUGCCAUCCUGUUCUGGCAGUUCAUCGUUGGUCAGCGAACAGUGCCACCCGGAGAGUGUUAUAUUCAGUUCCUUUCUAACCCUGCUGUGACUUUUGGGACUGCUAUUGCAGCAUUCUAUCUCCCUGUCAUCAUCAUGACAGUCCUGUACAUCCACAUCUCCCUUGCCUCCAGGAGCCGGGUCUCCAAACACAAACCCGAGAAGAAGGGAAUAAAAGCUCCUAGCUUAACAAAAAGUCACCUUUUGAAGCAGAACAAUAACAAUGAGAGCAGCCCUCAGGCCAGUCCCCGCUCUACCCCAAAACUUAGCCUGGACUCAACUACGGCACUGGAGGCUGUGAAGAAUGGCAGAGUGAAAGAACCUAAACCUGUUCAGCAACAAAUGGCACCCCAGCCCAGUCCAGGACUCACACAGGAAGAAAAGGAGAGCUCUAAUGAUUCCUCCACAGCUUUUAUUCCCCCAACAAAACCAAAGGACAACACUAGCAUUGAGGUGAAGUCUGAGGCUGCAACAAAUCCCAGUCCAGUUACCUCAACGGCCACCAGCUCCGCCAUGCCGAAGACCAACCCCUGCUCAAGGUGGUCGAAGAUAAAGAUCGUAACAAAGCAGGCUGGAGAUGAGUGCAUAACAGCGAUAGAGAUUGUCCCGCCAGUAGAAGGGGCCGAGACACAUUCCAUCCCAAUCAGCCGCCCAAGGACUGUGGCGAGAAAGUUCGCAAGCAUUGCUAGAAGCCAAGUGAAGAGGAAAAGACAGAUGGCUGCCAGAGAAAAGAAAGUAACCAAGACUAUCUUUGCCAUCCUGCUGGCUUUCAUCAUUACAUGGACACCGUAUAACGUUAUGGUGUUGAUCUCUACUUUCUGUCAGUCCUGUGUCCCUGACACAGUGUGGGCAAUUGGCUACUGGCUGUGUUAUGUCAACUCUACUGUCAACCCAGCUUGUUAUGCACUGUGCAAUGCCACUUUCAAAAAGACUUUUAAGAACCUGCUCUUGUGCCAGUAUAAAAAUAUAGGCACAAGAUGAGAUGGAGGAGGGAGGGGGAAAUCACUUUUGGGUAAAGGGGUACAGAGCCAGAGUGAAAAAAUCUUGUUCAAAGGUGAGUGAAAUUAGGCUGAGGAGCUGGAGACGACAAAUGGAUUGCAGAACUUAGUAGAAGGGCGCCCUUUGAAGAGGCCACAUGCAGUGAGUGAACAACCGUCAUACAGCUAAAAAUACAUCAUUCUCCAAAUGAAUGUCGUGCGAUUCACACAUAUAGUUGAAUAUAGUAGUUAGCUCAAAGUUAAAUAUGGAUGUGAGCCUGACAUUCUUUUACCUUCUCAGCUUCUCAUAAGAUAUAACAAAACAGCAAGGAUUCACAGGGAAGUUCAGUAGAACAAGGGAUUGAUGCGGGAUAUCUGGGUGAAGGCAUAUCAUUAGGAUGGAUGGAUUCAUAGCAGACUAGUAUAUAAUGCAUACAUUCUCCUGCAUUCCGUUAAUUAAUAUUAGCUUUCAAAGCAUUGUUAAGUUGUGGAGAUUCUAAGUCAUCCACAUCGAGGAAUAUCUAAACCAAGGCAAAUGGAGUUGUUCACCCCUUUUCCAAGUGGAUUCUUCAGUUCUCAAUGAGUAAUGUGAUGUUUAGUUCUUGGGUGGUGCUCAUCUGAGGAUCAUACGACUAGAGUCAUGUGUGGUAUCUUCUUUCUUCGCCAGAUCAGUGGUUCUCUAACAACCCAUUACCAGCUUAAAACUCUGCAUAUACAAGGUGUAAUGAGGUUGAAGCGUUUAAAGGAGAGCUGUUAAGACUGUUUAAAGGUCAUUCCGAAGUUAAGGACUGAACUGGAUGAGUGGUGCAACGUCCUUCAAGAAAGGUCAAUCAAGUCUGUCUGUCGUUCUUUUAGUGUUGUUGCAGACAUGGUAUACACUGUGUAACACAAUUGCGCUCAACCAGCUGUCAAUCUGAAGUGCCUGAUAAGGUUUGGAUGAUUGGCUACUGGUUGUACUGUGACGACUAUUGACUUAAUUGAUCACAUACUGUAAUAUCGUGUAUAUAUAUGUGUGUGUGUGCGUGUGUGUAUGUGUGUGUGCGCGCGUGUGUGUGUGUGUAUAUUCAAAAGAUAUGCAUGAUCCUAAAUCUGGACCAUUCAAAGAAUUGGGAAGAGAGAAAAUGUAGUUGAAAGAUAAGUGAAUGAGAGAAGUGGAUAGCAGAGUUUAGUAGGUCCGAGGAAGAAGAGAGAGAGACAUCUGCAGGCAAUGAGAUGUGGAUCACAUAAAAUGGAAAACAACAAAACAGGAACAAGUGACAAUUGAAAUGAGGGAAUAAAAACGAAUGAAAACAAAAACCAUGGGAUCAAAGAAAAAGCUUCAAAAAUUGUAUUAACACAUGAUUGCCCUCAUUAGUUUUCACCAUGCAAAGCAAAGCAAAAUCUGUUUUGAGUGGCAUCAGCUGUGAUUGUAUUUUCCCUUCUCAAUCACUCAUUUGUUCGUGUAUCCAACCAUGCCAAGUGAAAUAUAAAAAAGAUAAACCUUUGCACCUAUGACAACUGUAGGUGAUUGUGGUUGCAGGUUGUCUGCCUAUACCAUUCUCCUGAUGCACACGCUCACUUAUUGAUAUUGAUUUGACGGUAAAAGCUGUUGUUUCUCUUGUAGUCCACCACAAACUCAUUGGUUUUGUUGAUAUUGAUCCUCAAGUGAUUGUCAUUGCACCAUGUGAUUAAGUCCUCUUCAGUCCUAUGUACUCACCAAGGAAAGUAUCUCUUAUGAAAUGUUUAGCUGGAACAUCAGUAUAUCUGAAAAAUCCUGUCCUUCAAAACCACAUUAUUAGUAUAAAAGCUAAUUUACUUCUUGCAGACUGCUCAUUUUGUGGAGUAACACAGUUGUAUAAUUAUUUAUUUAAGAGAAUUUCAGGUGACAAUUUAGUUUAUUUCUGCGCAAAAAGGAUUUGUACCAGGCCCAUUCUGCAUUUAUGCAUUUAUCCCAUCUGAGUCGGGAAAUGUCUACCAGUGAGGAAAAUUGUUACAUUUUUCCCAGUGUUUUCUUCCAGUAGAGACAAGGUCUUUAUGGAAUUUGCUUUAGGGUUCAUUAACCAAGUCUUUCCAAAGGUAUGUGAGCAAAGUUCCAUUUGACAAAACCUUAAGUUUUUAUGUCAAACAUAAGUUCCUUGCCGAAACCAGUAAAACAACCGAGAUUACUGGAUGGUGUGCCUCUGCUCAUUCGUUUUUUCUUUUGAAAUUUGCCUUUGACGACAAAACAGUCAAAGCUGUGCAAAGAUGGAUGUUGAAAAAGCUUGUCAAAAGUGAAGCCAAUGCAAGUAGUGCUCCCCCUGGUGACUCAGUGCAGUAUAAGCCCCAUCCCAUGUUUCCCAUUUCAAGGAUGGUUUAUGUCAUUUAAAAAUAAAUACAGUGUAUAAUCCAACAUUUCUUUGGUAGAGGUAGAGCUGAAUGUAGUAGUAAUCAAAUGAAAGCGCAACUGAGUCUGGCAUUAGUGUCAGUGGGUCAUUGAUAACCAGUGUUGGGCAUGUUACUUUUAAAAAGUAAUUAAUUAUAGUUACUAGUUACUUCUCCCAAAAAGUAAUUGAGUUAGUUACUGAAUUACUCCACUAUAAAAGUAACUAGUUACCAGGGAAAGUAACUAUUACGUUACUCUUUUACUCUUCUUUUUCCCCCAGCGAGAAGGUCCGGGUUCGAGUCCAGCUCGGGCCUUUCUGUGUGGAAUUUGCAUGUUCUCCCUGUGUUCGCGUGCGUUCUCUCCGGGUACUCCGGCUUCGUUGGGCUAAUUGGUGACUCU